UCCCGCGUAGAGCGGCGGCGCUACCAACCAAUGGCGAUGCAAUCGGCCGGCCCUGGUGUCAAGAGGGUGAAACAAACGGCGCCGCAUAUCCACGAAGAGGCGCCGCCCGGAGCGAAGGAAGAGGACGACGAAGAGUCGCUGGACCGCAUUAGCCGCCUCCCGGAUGACAUUCUUGGUGAGAUCGUCUCGCUCCUCCCCACCAAGGAGGGUGCCCGCACCCAAACCCUCGCGUCUCGAUGGAGUCAUCUAUGGCGCACUGCCCCUCUCAAUCUUGAUUGUCGCGAUCUCCCUGCCGACGACGAUGGUAUUCUCCUCGGAGCCUUCCUCUCCGCCCAUGAGGGCCCGGUUCAUCGCUUGUGCCUGCCCUCGCGCCACCUCCGGGACCGAGCCGCUGCCGUGGAUGGCUGGCUCCGAUCCCCCACCCUUGACAAUCUCCAGGCGCUCGAGUUCUACCUAGAUACACCAGUAAGAUAUGGAAGCUUUAUGCAUUCGCCACCCGCGUCCAUCUUCCGGUUCUCGUCCACUCUCCGCGCCGCCACCAUCGCCCAGUGCCAUAUCCCUGACAAUGCUGUCGAAAUGCUUCGAUUUCCGCAGCUCCAGAAACUUGAACUUGUGGAGGCCAAAAUCUCAGAGGGCUCGCUGGCCAGCCUUAUCACCUCCGGCUGCCCUGCACUGGAAAGCUUGCUGCUUAAAACUUGUGGAAGUUUCCAUAUCCGUGGUCUCAGGAUCAACUCCCCUACCCUUAAAUUUAUAGGUGUUUUUUCCAUGUUUGUAGAACUCAUCAUUGAGGAUGCUCCUUCACUUGAAAGGUUGCUCCAUAUUAUACUUCAUGUGAAAAUGCGACUGACAGUAAUCUCCGCACCUAAAUUGGAGAUGUUGGGUUAUAUUUCUGAAUAUGCAGACUCCAAAAUGACGUUUGGCUCCACAUCUAUUCAGGAUUUGCGCAUUGAUAGUCUGACAACUGUGGUGCGUACUAUCAAGACCCUAGCUAUCCAUUCGAAUUUUAAUCUCCAUAUGGUUAUUGACUUGAUGAGAUGCUUUCCAUGCUUGGAGAAUUUGUAUAUGAAGAUUCCGAAAUCUACAGCAGGGGUAGCAAACUCGUGGCGUCGUAAACACCGGGAUUUUCUCACAUCUCAUGAUAUUCGCUUGAAGACGAUAUUUCUGGGAUAUUAUCAAGGCAUCCGGGCACAUGUCGACUUUGUCACAUUCUUUGUACUGAAUGCAAAAGCGCUAGAGUCCAUCAGACUCGAGGUUGGUUCCAGGGAUUACAAUGAGAGGUACUUCGCAGAACAACAUAGUGUGCUUCAGAUGGAGAAGAGGGAUUCUAGAGGUGCUCGACUUUGCUUCAAAACACCUUGUGACUAUGAUGCUCCACAUGUCAUGCAUGUCGGUGAUUUAGAUUCACCCGAUCCCUUCGCAUGUGGAUGUUGAUUGUUGAGAUGUGUGUUUGGCUGGCCAUGUGCGUAGUAUCCUUGCCUAUCUCAUUUUGUGUUCUGUCCAAACUUGAUUAAUUUUCAUUUUUGUAGUGUUUCUAAGAUUUGUCUUAUUCUAAGACGUUGUUAUAUUUAAACAAACCA
This is a messenger RNA of Triticum aestivum (bread wheat), 1577 nucleotides long. RefSeq names its product putative FBD-associated F-box protein At5g56440. NCBI's taxonomy places the organism in Eukaryota, Viridiplantae, Streptophyta, Magnoliopsida, Poales, Poaceae. The transcript has 3 exons. Bases 31 to 1431 code for a protein of 466 amino acids. Gene Ontology annotation, molecular function: protein binding. The record is from RefSeq and is a predicted model, not a curated record.